GUGAUAAGAACCCGAGGAUAGAAGGCCAGUUCAUGACUUCAAGCAAAGGUGUCUGACAUCAAACAGGAACGGAAGCUAAAAUGGGCACCUCAGUGAUUCAGCAAAUCGGCUUCAUUUUGGGUGUGUUGGGCCAGUUUUUCAUAUCUGCUGCUACAGCCAUGGAUAUGUGGGGUUUACAGGACCGGUCCUUCUCAGUCAUAACAAGUGUUUACACUUACUCUGGACUCUGGAAAUCAUGUGUAGAAAACUCAUCUGGAAUGACCCAAUGCAGGCCUUAUUUUACCAUACUAGGGCUGCCAGUUAUGCUCCAAGCUGUGCGGGCACUGAUGAUAGUUGGGAUAGUUCUGGGAGCCAUCGGCUGUCUGAUCGCCAUCUUUGCCCUCAAGAGUCUGAAGAUGGGAAAUAUGGAGGACAAUGUCAAGGCUACCAUGACACUGACCUCUGGGGUCAUGUUUCUGCUUGCAGGUGUCUGUGGCAUUGCUGGAGUGUCUGUCUUUGCCAACCUAAUCGUGUCCAGCUUCCGGUUCACCACCUAUGCAGACAGUGGAUAUGGAGGAGAAGGAGUACUGGGAGGACUUGGAGGAUCUCUCACUCCCAGGUACACCUUUGGCACCGCCCUCUUUGUGGGGUGGAUAGGCGGGGCUGUGUUGGUCAUAGGAGGAGUUAUGAUGUGUAUUGCCUUCAGAGGGAUGAUUCCAUCAAAGGAGAAGCGACAAGGUUAUGGGGUGGCCUACAAAGCUGCGUCCCAACACACAACAGUGUACAAGGAUGACGCGAAACCCAGACUCGCCUAUGACGAGUCUUUCAGAGCCCAGAUUAUGAAUGGAAGACACUCCAACCAGCAAUAUGUGUGAAGAAUAUAAUAUUAUGUACUAGUUAGAGGUUUUCUGAAACUAAACAAUACUAUUUUCAUAUUUCAAUGACAAUCCCGUGCAGCUCUAAGGGGCUUUGAAGAUUGCAUAGAGGGUUGCUAUGAAGGAAAACCUUUUUCAGGUUUGAUUAGUUAUUUUUGUACUUAUUAUUUUGGGAUCUCUCGAGUGGCGCAGUGGUCUAAGGCACUGCAACUGAGUGCUAGAGGCGUCACUACAGGCCCUGGUUCGAUUCCAGGCUGUAUCACAACCGGCCAUGAUUGGGAUUCCCACAGAGCAGCGCACAAUUGGCCCAGCGUCGUCCAGGAUAGGGUUUGGCCAUCAUUGUAAAUAAGAAUUUGUUCUUAACAGACUUGCCUAGUCAAUAUAAAUAUAUUCUGUGUUUUGAGAUUUGUUAUUCUGCAUUUAAGGGGACAAUAUUGUAAUUUUCUAAUGCAUAUUAAAAGUUAACAGAAUUUCUAAA
Messenger RNA from Oncorhynchus nerka (sockeye salmon), 1332 nucleotides. RefSeq names its product claudin-18-like. Bases 81 to 854 code for a protein of 257 amino acids. Lineage: Eukaryota; Metazoa; Chordata; Actinopteri; Salmoniformes; Salmonidae. Gene Ontology annotation, molecular function: structural molecule activity. The record is from RefSeq and is a predicted model, not a curated record. Gene Ontology annotation, biological process: cell adhesion; bicellular tight junction assembly. The transcript is spliced from 5 exons. Gene Ontology annotation, cellular component: plasma membrane; bicellular tight junction.